GUCAAAGUGCAAGACUCAGACCUUACCAUUUUUUUUCAGUACAGCUAAAAUUUAUGACAUAUAUAUAUCAUUGUGCUAUGUUUUGCAUGCCCACCAUUUUUGUAUUAAUCCAAAUUAGUCACAUACACUCAUGGAGAGAACUUGCUUUGCUCUUUUGCAUGUAGUGUUGUUAGUGCAUUGUCUUUCGGCUUGUUUAGCUGGGAAUGUUACCGACAUUACUAGUGACCAAUCUUCUCUUCUUACCUUGAAAGCCCACAUAAUUCUGAACUCUCGUGGUGUCUUGGCUAACAAUUGGUCCACAACUACUUCUAUCUGUAACUGGAAUGGGGUCACUUGCGGCACUCGCCACCUACGAGUGACAUCCUUGAAUAUUUCUAACAUGGCUCUUGAAGGUACAAUUCCACCACACCUAGGUAACCUCUCGUUUCUCGUUUCGCUUGACCUUAGUACCAACAAUUUCAGUGGUCAUCUUCCCUAUGAAUUAUCUCAUCUGCGUCGAUUGAAAUUCAUGAAUUUAAAAAUUAACAAAUUUAGUGGACAGCUUCCAUCAUGGUUGGGUGUCUUAUCUGAACUGCAAGAGUUAAUUCUUCGUAACAAUAGUUUUACAGGUACUAUCCCACCUUCCCUCUCCAACAUAUCGAUGUUAGAACACUUGGAUUUAUCUUCCAAUUUUCUACAUGGAAUGAUUCCACAAGAGGUUGGUAAUCUUCAACACCUGAAGAUUCUAAACAUGCAAUAUAAUCAGUUUGUAGGCUCUGUGCCACUAACCAUCUUCAAUAUCUCGUCGCUGCAACUAAUUUCUUUUGCAAAAAAUAGCUUAUCUAGUAAUCUUCCAUUGGAUAUGUGCCAUCGUCUUCCAAACCUCCAAUGGCUUUCUCUAUCUUACAAUGAGUUACAUGGCGAAAUUCCAUCAAGUUUAUAUGAGUGCUCACAACUUCAAAUUUUGUCACUAUCAUUUAACAAAUUCAAUGGACCCAUUCGUAGAGGGAUUUGGAAUUCAACUGUGCUCGCGGAGUUAUAUCUUGGCAAUAACAACUUGGAAGGUGAAAUUCCGGAGGACAUGGGUAACCUUCGUAAUUUGGAGAUAUUAUCGAUACGAUAUGCCCGCCUCAUUGGUCGCAUUCCAUCAUCCAUAUUUAACAUUACUUCUUUGAAAGGGAUUUCAUUUUUUGCAAACAACUUGACUGGUGUGAUACCGCAAGAGAUUGGUGAACUCCCUUUGUUAGAAGGAAUAGUAUUUGAUUCGAAUAAGCUAACAGGACGCAUCCCAACAACGUUGUUCAACAUCUCAACACUACAAGAGAUCGCACUCACUGACAACCACUUCUCGGGCAAUCUUCCAUCAAGUUUUGGCCAGACUCUACCCAAUCUUGAAUAUAUUUUUCUUGGAUUGAAUAACUUCAGUGGAACUAUCCUUGAUUCUAUUUCAAAUGCUUCUAAGCUCAUUGAAAUAGACCUUGCCAGUAAUAGGUUCACAGGUUCAAUUCCCAGCUCACUUGGUAAUUUAGGACGACUCCAAUUUCUGAACCUAGGAGGAAACAAUUUCACUAGUGAACCCUCAUCUCCAGAAUUGAGCUUCCUCACUUCCUUAACCAAUUGCAGACAAUUAAUAGAAUUGCGGAUAGAUGAAAAUCCUUUAAACGUAUUUCUUCCAAUCUCCAUCGGUAAUCUCUCCGAUAUUCUCGAAAUUAUUGAUGCAAGUGGUUGUGGAAUUAAGGGCAAUAUUCCUAGUGAGAUUGGCAAUUUAAGGAACCUAGCGUCCGUAUAUCUAGCUGGCAACUACUUGACUCGGGUUAUUCCAACAACAAUCAAAGGAUUGAGUAAGUUACAAGAACUUCAUCUUGAGGACAACAAAAUAGAUGGAUCGAUUCCAAAGGAGAUUUGCCAUUUGCUGAACUUGGGUGUUUUAGCUUUGAGUGAAAAUAGAUUGUUUGGAACCAUACCUGAAUGCUUAGGGAAUGUAACUUCCUUGAGAUAUCUGUAUUUGGACUCCAAUAGAUUAAAUUCCAGCAUACCUGAAACCAUUUGGAAUCUCAAAGAUCUUUUGGAGUUUAACUUGUCGUUUAAUUCUUUAAGUGGAUAUCUAGCGCAAGAGAUUGGAAAUUUAAAGGUAGCAACGAUACUUGAUCUAUCGGUGAAUCAAUUCAUAGGUAAUGUUCCUAGCACUAUUGGAGGUUUGCAAAACUUGGCUAGGCUUACCUUUGCACAUAAUAAACUACAAGGAUCGAUUCCUGAGUCACUUGGCAACAUGGCAAGUUUGGAAUUUUUGGAUCUUUCCCAAAACAACUUAUCUGGUCAAAUUCCUAAGUCAUUAGAGAAACUCUUACAUCUUAAAUAUUUUAAUGCAUCUUUCAAUAGAUUAAGAGGAGAAAUUCCGACUGGAAGACCUUUUGCAAAUUUCACAAAUCAAUCUUUUUUGUCAAAUGAAGCAUUGUGUGGUGCACCUCGGUUCCAAGUUCAGCCUUGUUAUAUUAGUUCUCUUCAAAAAUCAAAGAAAAAAAUUAAUGAUUCGUAUUUUGUUGCCGAUCGCAUCAGUACUUCUUGCCUCAACAAUUCUAAUCUUUUGCCUAAGAAGUCGAUGGUGGAUAAAUGAAAUUCCAAUUCGAACCCAAUU
Messenger RNA from Cornus florida, 2614 nucleotides. Its product is annotated as probable LRR receptor-like serine/threonine-protein kinase At3g47570. Gene Ontology annotation, molecular function: protein binding. The record is from RefSeq and is a predicted model, not a curated record. Lineage: Eukaryota; Viridiplantae; Streptophyta; Magnoliopsida; Cornales; Cornaceae. Bases 131 to 2593 code for a protein of 820 amino acids. The transcript has 3 exons.